AUGCCGGAAACCUCCAAAAUGAAUGGCUAUGCAAAAACAAACGGCCACAGUUAUGACAUGGAAGAUGGAUCAGUGUUCCUAUUUACAUCAGAAUCCGUUGGCGAGGGCCAUCCAGACAAGAUGUGCGAUCAAAUAAGUGAUGCUAUCCUCGACGCUCAUCUAUCCCAAGACCCUGACGCAAAAGUUGCAUGUGAAACGGUUACAAAGACUGGGAUGGUCUUGUUGUGCGGUGAAAUCACAUCAAAAGCUAUUGUUGAUUACCAGAAGGUUGUGAGGGAAACUGUGAAACAUAUCGGCUAUGAUGAUUCUUCAAAAGGGUUUGAUUACAAGACAUGCAGCGUGAUGCUGGCAUUGGAUCAACAAUCACCAAAUAUCGCUGCAGGGGUGCAUGAGAACAGAAAUGAUGAAGAAGUUGGGGCUGGUGAUCAGGGAUUAAUGUUUGGCUACGCUACUGAUGAAACGGAGGAAUGUAUGCCUCUAACUGUUGUACUCGCUCACAGACUCAACCAGAAAAUCGCAGAACUUCGGCGCAACGGCGAGUUUUGGUGGGCGCGUCCAGACUCAAAGACACAGGUAACUUGCGAGUACACUUUUGCCGGAGGCGCGACCGUGCCCCGUAGAGUACACACCGUUGUCGUCUCCUUGCAACAUUCUGAGAAGAUCACCCUUGAAACACUCCGUGACGAAAUAAGGGAGAAGGUGAUCAAAGAAGUUAUUCCAGCACAAUAUCUCGACGAGAAAACCGUGGUGCACAUAAACCCCUGCGGACUUUUCACCAUCGGUGGACCUCAAUCGGAUGCUGGUUUGACUGGCCGUAAGAUAAUCGUAGACACAUACGGAGGGUGGGGCGCCCACGGUGGCGGAGCUUUUUCCGGAAAGGACUUCACAAAGGUCGAUCGCUCUGCUGCAUACGCUGCACGUUGGGUAGCAAAGUCUCUCGUCAAGGCUGGUCUCUGCCGUCGUUGCAUGGUUCAGGUUGCUUAUGCUAUUGGAGUUGCAAAACCCCUGUCUAUCACAGUCUUCGACUACGGCACAUCACACAAGACUCAACAACAACUUCUUUCCAUUGUUCUCAAGAACUUUGACCUUCGACCGGGAAAAAUUGUUAAGGACCUGAAUCUGAAAGCGCCUAUAUAUCAGCGCACAUCGACGUACGGUCACUUCGGACGGGAGGGCUUCCCGUGGGAGACUCCGAAGCCCCUCGUCGUAGAUUGA
Molecule: messenger RNA, 1215 nt
Organism: Leptosia nina
Lineage: Eukaryota; Metazoa; Arthropoda; Insecta; Lepidoptera; Pieridae
Source: the annotation of a GenBank genome assembly